Molecule: messenger RNA, 2940 nt
Organism: Naegleria gruberi
Lineage: Eukaryota; Heterolobosea; Eutetramitea; Acrasida; Naegleriidae
Product: nucleoporin Nup133
Exons: 2
Coding region: 1-2940 (979 amino acids)
Biological process (GO): poly(A)+ mRNA export from nucleus; protein import into nucleus; transcription-dependent tethering of RNA polymerase II gene DNA at nuclear periphery
Cellular component (GO): nuclear pore outer ring
Molecular function (GO): protein binding; structural constituent of nuclear pore
Source: RefSeq, a predicted model, not a curated record
AUGGCUUACCCAUUUCCUGCUCACAUUAGAAAUGACAUCACCAAUGCUGGUAUUCAUCAUAGUGGAAUUACUUGGGUAUUGGAUGGUGAUAAGCUUUAUGUUUGGAAUGUAAAAAAGUUUUUGUUGGAAUCUGAAAACUCUCCUGUUUUAUGCUUGGAGAAUGUUCCACUUUCCGAGUCAGACAAAUAUUUUGUUACUAUUUUAGGAAGCAGUGAUGACCACUUUUCUAUUUUCACUUGCUCUGCUCAAGGAAAAUUUAAAUAUUGGUAUGAUCUGAGUUUGAAUAAUGACGACUCAAGAUUUAAAUAUGAAAUUGGAAAUAUUUUAGAUUUUACAUCAUUCAGUUCGGAUGGAAAAUUAAAUAUUAAUUGCAUUGUGAAUAGUUUAAGUUCAAACAAUAAUAUUUAUAUUGGUACUGAAUGUGGACAUUUCAUUGAAAUUGAAUUACUAUCAAAUGGAGCUGUCAACCUAAUUAAGGAAAAGAAAGUUUACGGAAAUCAAAAUACCUCUUCAGUUUCUAAUGAGGGUUUGUUUAGCUGGUUCACCUCUUGGACUAAACCAACAACUAUUAAGUAUUUUGAACCAGAAUCAUUACUAUCUAUUCAAUCUUCAAAGACUGAUUUGCUUAUCUUAACAGAGAAAUGUAUCUCGAAAUAUACAGAGCAAGGAAAGGAUCUUUGUUGGAGAAAGGACAUUUCUCAUGAGUUACAAAGCUUGAACAUGAUAAGAAACUAUUCAUUGAGACUGUUAGAUUUUAAUUUUGAUGAACAAACUGAACAGAUUUAUCUUUUAACAUGUAUGGUUCCAGAACCACUUGAUACUGCCAGAAGUAGUUCAACUAUCGAAUAUCUUUUAUGGCCAAUCCAAAUUAACGACAAUAUUGUUGUAGAAUCACCUAUCCGCUUAGAUAAGUGUGAUUUUAGUGAAAUCAACUCUAAAUUCUAUUCCAAAUGUCAAAUUAUGAAGAGUUGCAAUAGACUUUAUGUACAUACUUUGAAUAGUAUUACUGUAAUUGAAGACAACAAAAUUAUUACACAAUGUGAUUACAAUGGUAUUAUUUCUCUAGGAGAUAUUAUGAUUGAUGGUUUGGAUGGUUGCUUAAUUGAUAAAUCAGGAAAUUUCAAGGCACUGAGGAUUGUUAAAUUGGAAGAUAGUAUGAGUCUGGCAUCAAACUGUGUAGAUCAAUCCAUGGAUCAAGAAUCGGAUUCUGAUCCAAAAGAAGCAGAAACUACUCUUGCUAAUAAGGUUUUAAGCAAUUUUAGAAAACGUGAGAAAAUCAGCUCUUUAAAUUUCAUUCGCUCCUCUGUUUUUGGACCAUCUAUUGUUAGAGCUAGUCAAAUGUUGGUAGAUAGCAUUCCAACAUCCGGUAGUUUGAUUAUUGAUGCUGAAAUGAUUUAUUACGACAAACUAUCUAUUUUGAUUUUAAGAUCAUUGCAAAAAAAGAUGGAUGAAUAUAUGGACUUCUUACAAUACCUAGUUGACUACCAAAUUAUUGAAAACCUUUCAGAAGAGGAUUUAAGAAUAAUUUUACAAAAUGGUGAAAAGCUCUUUGUUUGCAUCAAGUUAAGAGAGUUACAAAAUCAACUUGGAUCAAAAUCAUCUCAAGAUUUGAUUAUUCAAGCUAUGAACUUAUGCUGUGAAGAGGCUAAUUUUACCAAAUCGCAAUGUAAUGUUGAAAAUUUCUACAUUCUUGUUUCAAGAGUUGAAAGUUUGAUUUAUCAAAUUCAAUCUGAAAAGAUUAUUUCUAGUCAAACCACUUAUAACACAUUAUCUCUUGUAAAUCAAGUCUUUUUAUGCUUUUCAGAAGGGAUACUUGAAUUUAGGAAGGUAUUGAAUAGAUUUGGUACCAAUAUUAAAGAAUGUGGAAGUACGUGGACAAUUGAUAAGCCAGGUCUCCUUAUUACAAGAUUUUUUGAACAAUUUGAAAGAUCAGCCAGUAAUCUUAGCGCUUCAGAAAGUAAAUCAGUCCCUCAAAUACUCAACCAAAUGUAUGAAAUAGCAGAUUUUACAUUUUCAAUUCUUCAAACCAUGAAAGAAAAAGAGGUUUCUCAUUUCCAGACAUUCAAUUUUGAGGCUAAAAGAGAUUUAAUAAUUGGUACAUUCAGAAAGAUGAAGGAUGUUGGAGAAAUUUCACCAAAGACUUUUGCCUUAACCUUAGCAGAAAAAUAUAGAGAUUUCAAACACUUGAUACAAAUAGCAGAGGAGAACUAUCCAACUGAAAAGGAAAGAACUGUUAAAUAUUCUCAUUAUGUAAAGAGAUACAAAGACUUUGCAACAUAUCUAUUAACAUAUCUUAGAGAUUCUAAAAAGUAUCACGAGUUAUUGGCAAACAAUUGGAGUUUCAGAUGUGGAGAACAAAUGGCCUCAGUUAUUGAACCAAACUCCAACCUCAAAUGGUUGCACUAUAUCCAAGUUGGAAACUUGGGUGAAGUUGAAUCCUCUUUGGCUGAUUUGUCAGAUGACUACUCACAAAACAUCCUUCCAUUAGGAGAGCUUGGAACCACCAGAAACAGAUUAUCUCUGUUGAAACUUGCAUCCGUUGCUAACAAUAAUUUUAACACAGCAAAUUCUGCCUCUUAUUUCCUCAAACUAACAUACUAUCAAGCCCAACUUGCAACUGAUCUUGCUAUUGAGGAACCAAACCAAAAUUGGGCAAAUGAGAGCUAUAAGGGUGCUGUUGAUUUAUUAAUUUCUAUCUACAAAGGUAUUCCAUCAGAUAAUAGGGUAAUUAUGGAAAAUCAACAAAAGUUAUUGGAUAGACUUUUGAUUGCAACAGAUAUUUAUUGUGAUUUCUAUGAAAAGGAAACAGAAGUCGAGGAACAAACCAAACUAGAUAUUCUUCUCAAUAUUUACACAUCAUCAUUCUAUGUUUCAAAAAUCGAAAUUAACUCCAGACUUGCAAAAGAAGCUUAUCAUGUUCUUAAUCAACACAUUCUCUGA